Molecule: messenger RNA, 731 nt
Organism: Corticium candelabrum
Lineage: Eukaryota; Metazoa; Porifera; Homoscleromorpha; Homosclerophorida; Plakinidae
Product: iron-sulfur cluster co-chaperone protein HscB-like
Exons: 6
Coding region: 36-719 (227 amino acids)
Biological process (GO): protein complex oligomerization; [2Fe-2S] cluster assembly
Cellular component (GO): mitochondrion
Molecular function (GO): protein-folding chaperone binding; ATPase activator activity
Source: RefSeq, a predicted model, not a curated record
AUGCGUGCUGUAUAAAACGAACCUGUUUACUGGGAAUGCAGAGUAGAUGUACUAGUCGUAUCUUGAGUGGUGCAAGCCGGCUUCUUUCGAUACGAUGCAACUCGUCAAGUUGCUGGAAGUGCGGAUUAUCUCUUCGCAACAAGCCAUUUUACUUGUUCUGUGGUUGCUCUUACAAUGUUCUGUUGCCGCCAUACGCAGAUGAUUAUUUUGCAGUUUUUGGAAUCGCAAGAUCAUUGGAGAUCGAGACUCGGCAACUAACAGCUCGAUUCAGAGAAUUACAGAAUUUGAUUCACCCAGAUAAAUUCAGUCAGAAAUGCCAGAAUGAACGGAUACAUUCUGCUCAGCAGUCAGCAUUUGUGAACAGAGCAUAUAAAACACUAUUGGACCCACUUUCUCGAGGUCUCUACUUGUUAGCAGAACAUGGAAUUGCUAUAACAGAAGGGGAAAUAAACACAGACAUUGAUUUUAUGAGUGAGAUGAUGGAGCUGAAUGAAUUAGUAGCAGAUGCAGCUUCUAAUGAGGAUGUCAAACAACUUUUUACAACUGUAAUGGAUAAAAUGCAACUUUGCUGGCAAUCAGCAGUUAAAGCACAUUCCACAGGUGACAUGGAUGAAGUUCGAAGUAGCCUUGUUCAUAUGAGGUACUACAAAACAAUACAAGAAAGAUUGACAGAAAAGACAAGUGAUCACUUAGCUGAACACAUUUCUACUUCAAAGUAACUAUAACUACCA